Molecule: messenger RNA, 2722 nt
Organism: Delphinapterus leucas (beluga whale)
Lineage: Eukaryota; Metazoa; Chordata; Mammalia; Artiodactyla; Monodontidae
Gene: IL18RAP
Product: interleukin 18 receptor accessory protein
Biological process (GO): interleukin-18-mediated signaling pathway
Molecular function (GO): interleukin-18 receptor activity; interleukin-1 receptor activity
Source: RefSeq, a predicted model, not a curated record
UACAAAAUACUAAAGGUUUUCCUUUUUUUUUUCUCCAUAUUUAGCUCAUUAUUUACAAACUUGUGUGAGUUACAUGUACUUUCUCCCUUUAUCUCUCUCACUAGGAAGAGAUAUUGUAGACCUCUGAAAAUGGAUAUUCUCACAUGCUCAUCUUCAGAGAGAAAAGCCGGCAGUCACUGAAAGAAAGACUUGAAGUUCCUUUCUCUUUUUCAAUGUCUUAAGAACAGGAAAUACAGAAAUGAAGAUGAUUCUCAGGGUGGAGCCCUGAAUUACAAUGUCCUCCACUCUGGCAACAGAACAAAUGUCCUGAAGCAAUGACAAGACCCAGCGAGAACAAUGCUUUCCUUGAGCUGGGUAUUUCUUUGGCUUAUCGCAGGAGGGAAAAUUAAAGGAUUUAACACUUCAGAUUGCUCCACUGGAAAGCUUCUUAGGACAUACUCUGCAAGGUGUGGGGAGGAGUUUGUCUUAUUUUGUGAUUUUCCAGAGCCACAGAAAUCCCAUUUCUACCACAGAAGUCAACUCUCACCAACGCAAAGCUCUGAACACCUGCCCUGCAGUGGUAGUAAGAACCUAUCUGAUGUCCAAUGGUACCUACAACCUCCAAACAGAGAUCCACUAGUAGAAAUUACACAAAACUAUCCUCACGUGAUCCAGGACAAGAGCACCCUUCAUUUCUUGACCACAGAGAUGAAUAAUGCUGGGUCAUAUAUUUGUAGACCUAGGAUUAGGAGCCCCAAGGAUGAGGCCUGUUGUGUCAAGAUGAUCUUAGAAGUUAAACCCAAGACAAAUAUGUCCUGUGGGAGCUCCAUAUCACAUGAACAACUCCUUCUUCUUGGUAGCAUGGGCUCCAUUUAUUGCCCCGGUCUCAGCCACCAAAAUGAUACACAAAGUCCAGAGGUGACCUGGUACCAGAAUGGAAAACUACUCUCUGAAAAAAGGAGGAACCCAAUUGAAGUGGAUGACGUUUAUGACUAUCACCAGGGCACAUACGUGUGUGAUUACAUUCAGUCAGAUAAUUCAAGUUUAUGGACAGUCAGAGCUGUUGUUCGAGUAAAAACCAUUGUGAAAAACACUAAUCUCAAACCAGAUAUUCUGGAUCCCAUCAAGGACACCCUGGAAGUAGAACUUGGAAAGCCUUUAACUCUUAACUGCACGGCCCGAUUUGGCUUCGAAAUAAACUUUAAGCCUGUGAUAAGAUGGUACGUCAAAGAUUCUGACCAGGAGUGGGAAGUCCCAACACCCGAGGGGAGAAGUGUUAAAUCCACCUUAAAGAAUGAAGUCAUCGAGCGUGUUGUCUUCCUGAAAGAAGUUACUCAGAGCGAUCUUCGCAGGAAGUUCAUUUGCUUUGCCCAGAACUCCAUUGGGAACACUACCCAGUCCAUCCAACUGAAAGAAAAGAAAGGAGUGGUGUUCCUCUACAUCCUCCUUGGCACCGUCAUGGCCCUGGCAGGUGUGCUGACCGCAGGUGCGCUCUUCUACAUGUACUGGAUUGAAAUAGUGCUGCUGUACCGAACCUACCAAAACAAGGAUGAGACCCUCGGGGAAAAAUCCCAGUUUGCUGGAGUGUCACAGGGAUGUGGAAGAAAUCAGGGUGACUACGGUGUGUCACACAGGAACUGCACAGCAUGUACCUGCUGGCCACGCCCCCUGAGCCACCGCCUCCCCACCUGGGCAAUGAGAAGUAUCUUAGAUGCACCUCCAGGACCUCGCCCUUUGGCAUCCUCCUCUCUUGACGCCAGACCACCUCUGUUUCCCUCUUGCUUUUCUGUUUCUGACACUUCUGUUGGCUAAAGCCUCUUAGGUCCGUGUCGAGCAAACUGCCAAGCUGCAUCACUGCUCUUUGCUACUUUGUAAUAAUACUAUUUGCCUGGCAUUGUGCAAAGUGCUGGAAGAUGAGCCAGCUGUGUGCCACUCCAGAGCUCGUGGGUUAACUUUUGAGAUUUUCUUUGGCUUCCAGUUGGUUCUUUAGCACAUCCCAGAGCCUAUGUGCAUUUAUAAUAGUUGAGUCAACAGAGGCACAUGAGACCUUAAAAAUACCCUAAAACAAGUUCCAAAAUAUAGUUUUCCAUCUAAAAGGGAAAGGAAUGCAUAUUAUCUUGUGCCUGCCAUAAGUCAGUCACCAAAUCCUUCAUAUACAUUAUCCCAGGCAACCCUGACAGAAGCAAGACGGGGAGUUAUCAUUAUCUCAUUUUACAUAUGGGGAUUCAAACACAGAUACGUGUGCUGUCAGCUCGCUCAUGCACUGGGUCUCUGCAGUGCUUUGCUCACUGGGUAUUAUCACGCUUUGAUGGAGCAGACUCCACUUUGAUGUGUGACUAAUGAGACAGCAACGCUGCAGAUGCAAAAAAAGCUCAGAGGAACUCCUGAGAACAUGUGAUUUAAUCAGAGAAGGCCCCAGCUGUUUGAUCUGACGUCAGUGAAGGUGCAGGAGUGCCUCAUCGAUUAGAAUCUGAUUCUGGGUGGAUAAUCAAUACCCCUCAGCAGUGUGAUUCUGAAAUGAACACAGAUGCUGCGUUUUAUUUAAUAAAUCAGUGCAGUAAGGAUCCCAAAUCUUAAUUCUUAUCCAUUUACCAUAUGGUUCGAGUGUAUGUAGGUAUGCCACGAGAGUAAAAAAUAUGUCAAUGGCUUGCAUUCUUUUUUUUUUUUUGCGGCACGCGGGCCUCUCACUGUUGUGGCCUCUCCCGUUGCGGAGCACAGGCUCCGGACGCACAGGCUCAGCGGC